AUGGGACAAAGUCAGAGCGGAGGACACGGACCCGGAGGAGGAAAGAAGGACGAUAAGGAUAAGAAAAAGAAGUAUGAACCCCCUAUUCCCACCAGAGUUGGAAAGAAAAAGAAGAAAACAAAGGGACCAGAUGCAGCAAGCAAAUUACCACUUGUCACCCCUCACACUCAGUGCAGACUGAAGCUCUUGAAGCAGGAGCGCAUCAAAGACUAUCUCCUGAUGGAGGAGGAGUUCAUCAGGAAUCAGGAGCAGAUGAAGCCUCUGGAGGAGAAGCAGGAGGAGGAGAGGUCUAAAGUGGAUGACCUCAGAGGUACUCCCAUGUCUGUGGGCACUCUCGAGGAGAUCAUCGACGAUAAUCACGCCAUUGUGUCAACGUCUGUGGGCUCUGAGCACUACGUCAGCAUCCUGUCGUUUGUGGACAAGGACCUGCUGGAGCCCGGCUGCUCUGUGCUGCUCAACCACAAGGUCCAUGCCGUUAUCGGAGUGCUCAUGGAUGACACUGAUCCUCUAGUCACAGUGAUGAAAGUAGAAAAAGCCCCACAGGAAACGUACGCAGACAUUGGAGGGCUGGACAACCAGAUCCAGGAGAUCAAGGAGUCUGUGGAGCUGCCUCUGACACAUCCGGAAUACUACGAAGAAAUGGGCAUCAAACCUCCCAAAGGAGUCAUUCUGUACGGAGCCCCCGGCACCGGUAAAACACUUUUGGCCAAGGCCGUAGCCAAUCAGACGUCAGCCACCUUCCUGCGAGUGGUGGGCUCAGAGCUCAUUCAGAAAUACCUUGGAGACGGCCCCAAACUGGUGCGUGAGCUUUUCCGCGUGGCAGAGGAGCACGCACCCUCAAUCGUCUUCAUCGACGAGAUCGACGCCAUCGGUACCAAGAGGUAUGACUCAAACUCUGGUGGAGAGAGAGAGAUCCAGAGGACCAUGCUGGAGCUGCUGAACCAGCUGGACGGCUUUGACUCGCGGGGGGAUGUGAAGGUCAUCAUGGCCACCAACAGAAUCGAGACGCUGGAUCCAGCCCUCAUCAGACCUGGAAGAAUCGACCGUAAGAUCGAGUUCCCGCUGCCAGACGAAAAAACCAAGAGGCGGAUUUUCCAGAUCCACACGAGCCGCAUGACCGUGGCCGAUGACGUGACGCUGGACGAACUCAUCCUGGCGAAAGACGACCUCUCAGGGGCCGACAUUAAAGCCAUCUGCACAGAAGCUGGACUCAUGGCUCUACGCGAACGCCGUAUGAAAGUCACCAACGAAGACUUUAAGAAAUCAAAAGAGAAUGUUUUGUAUAAGAAGCAGGAGGGCACACCGGAGGGUCUCUACCUCUAA
Knipowitschia caucasica is the source of this 1323-nucleotide messenger RNA. Lineage: Eukaryota; Metazoa; Chordata; Actinopteri; Gobiiformes; Gobiidae. The record is from the annotation of a GenBank genome assembly.